UUCAGCAAAAAUAAUUUCAGUUCAGAAAAAAUAAUUUCAAUUCAGCAAAAAAUUAACUGAAGUUAAUGAGACAUAAUGCAUUUCAUGUAUGUUACUUCUUAAUUAAUAAAAAAAAUAUUAUUUUAAAAUUCAUUGGUCCCUUGGCUGAAAAAAAAAUAAAAAAAAAUCAUACAAUUAUGACCACACAACAUAUACUUUUAAGUACACAACUUGCUUUACCAUCUUCUAGUAUAAUCACAACAUGCAUCAAUUAUAGUAGCAACACGGCAACACUUCAACUCCAUUUAUAUAACUCUCUCAAAGCCUCCUCUUCUCAUCAUCAAAACCUCAUCCAUUGAAAUCCCAAAACACCCCAUAAUAAUAAUUACAAUGUCGUCGUCCGACCUCUCGUCGACCUCAUCAUCAUCAGCCAACGUUUCUUCAGCAUCAUUACCAUCAUUACCAACAGAUAACAUUAGCUCCAAAAGCAGCAGCAGCACAUGUUCUUCCAAAAUUAUUGAUGAAGAAAACCGCCACAUCCUCUCGGUAUCGAAGUCGAAAUCAGAUAGACUCCUAGGCAAGUUCUUUGACGCCUUAGAGUUUGAUUUCGACUACGAUACAAGCAGCCUUUGGUCGCCUCCGAUUCGUCGAAGCGUGUUCUUGACCUCUCCUGGAAUUAUCAUUUGCUCUGAUGAUUAUGAUAUGUUUGUUAAGCUUCAUAACUCUCCAAAGAAGAACAAGAAAAUGAAGAAGACGACUAUUAAUGCUCUUAUAUGUUGUAGAAGGUUCUUGUCAUCUUGCUUCAAUGUCUUUUGGUGCUGUUAAGGAAUAUUAUGGUUUGGUCCACCUCAACCUAAGAAACCAAUUUCUUUGUAAUCUCUCACUCUUUUAUCAUCUGGGGUCUAAAGUACUUGUUUUUGUAGUGUAAAUUUGUUGUACUAUCACUUUUGUAUUUUGAAUUAAUUACUUUUUUUUGUUUCUUCUUUUUUGCUUUUUUUUAUGGCCAAUGUAUACCAUUUUUUUUUUAUUAUAAUUAUCUUAAUUCAGAGUGAAAGUGAUACCUCAUAUAUAUUGUAGCAAGUUUUUUGAGGGUGCUAUCUUUAUUUCGAUACUUGAGCAUAGAGCAUUGAAAUUUCAUGAAAGAUCGAAAACUUCUCAUUUUACAAGUAACGAAUACAUUGUUUACAAGUAUCAAAUAUUGACAUUCUUUAGAGAUUCAGUAAAUCAUUCAUCCCCAAGGGAAUGUCAACUAGUUUAUUUUGUUAAAUAAAUUAACGGGUGAUAGAUUGAUUAGUGCCGAAGAUAAAAAUACACUUUAAUAAUUCCAAAUUAAAGGGUAAUUCGGAUUGAUGAAAGAAAACGCAUGUAAAAGUUGGGAUCAUUGCUGAAUAAUUAAAAGUUGGAAUUAUUUAAAGUAAAUUGAGCAAAGUUGUGAUUAUUAAAGUGUAUAUUUCCUUUUCAUUAUUUAAUUUU
Molecule: messenger RNA, 1452 nt
Organism: Chenopodium quinoa (quinoa)
Lineage: Eukaryota; Viridiplantae; Streptophyta; Magnoliopsida; Caryophyllales; Amaranthaceae
Exons: 2
Coding region: 370-804 (144 amino acids)
Source: RefSeq, a predicted model, not a curated record